Molecule: messenger RNA, 4247 nt
Organism: Homalodisca vitripennis (glassy-winged sharpshooter)
Lineage: Eukaryota; Metazoa; Arthropoda; Insecta; Hemiptera; Cicadellidae
Product: proliferation-associated protein 2G4
Exons: 8
Coding region: 74-1231 (385 amino acids)
Source: RefSeq, a predicted model, not a curated record
ACAGAUUAAACUGUUGUGUUGAUUUCUGUGCUUAUGUUGGUUGUGCCCCAAGCCAUUUGGUUGAAGUAGAGAAAUGGCGGACAAAGACGACAAUGAGAAAACUAUUGCGGAAGACUUGGUUGUUACCAAGUAUAAAAUGGCAGGAGAUAUAGUCAAUCGAGUACUGAAACAAGUUAUAGCCAAGUGUGUGGCAGGAGCUUCAGUCCGAGAAAUUUGCAUUUAUGGAGAUGAACUGCUUGUUGAGGAAACAGGCAAGGUCUUCAAACGAGAAAAGGAUCUUAAGAAAGGAGUUGCUUUUCCUACAUGUGUAUCAGUUAACAACUGCAUCUGUCACUUCAGUCCGCUGCAUAGCGAGCCGGAUUACUUACUGAAAAACAACGAUGUAGUUAAAGUAGAUCUUGGUGCUCAUGUCGAUGGUUUCAUUGCGGUUGUGGCCCACACGAUUGUUCUGGGAGCUUCACAGUCCAGUAAGGUGACCGGAAAGAUAGCCAAUGUCAUGAUGGCAGCACACUACGCCUCGGAGGCAGCGCUCAGAUUGCUCAAAGCCGGCAAUGAGACGUACACAAUAACAGAUACAGUCCAGAAGGUAGCGGAGGCUUACAAGUGCAAACCUAUAGAGGGAAUGUUGAGCCACCAGUUGAAACAGUUCAAGAUUGAUGGGGAGAAGACCAUCAUUCAAAAUCCGAGUGAUGCCCAGAAGAAGGAACACGAGAAGUUUGAGUUCGCUACACAUGAGGUCUAUGCCAUGGACGUGCUCGUCAGUUCGGGCGAAGGAGUGGGCCGAGAAAUGGACACCAGAGUGUCCGUGUACAAGAAGACAGAUGAGACAUACCAACUGAAGCUGAAAGCUUCUCGCAUGUUCUACUCAGAAGUAACCCAUAAGUAUGGAACCAUGCCUUUCAAUCUGCGAAACUUUGAGGAGGAGAAGAAAGCCAGGCUGGGUGUGACAGAAUGUGUCAACCACAAGCUUAUAGAGCCUUUCCAAGUACUCUACGAGAAAGCUAAUGAAGUGGUUGUUCAAUUCAAGUUCACAGUGCUGUUGAUGCCAAAUGGUCCACAUAGGAUAACUGGUCUGCCUUUUGAAAUGGAUCUGUAUCAGUCAGAAUUGGCCAUCAGUGACCCCGAGUUGAAGACAAUACUCAAUACAUCAGCCAAGGCCAACAAGAAAAAAAAAAAGAAGAUAGGCAAAGCCGAAGAGGAAAUAGUGGGUGAAGUGGAGGGAGAGGCUUGAAGUGGCAAUAUUCUGGAACUGAGUGGAUACAAUACAAGGAUUACAAUCAAAACGAUAAACGAGAAAGGAAGCACAAAGUGCCACACACCGGGGAAGGACUGAAGGUUUUAAUUUUUGAUUUGUAGGAAUACAAUUUUGUAUUUGACAGAAAGAACUUAGUAUUUUAUAUUUAGAUGUGAAAUUGUUUUCUCCCAGUUUGGGUCUACCCCAUCCCAACCGUGCCUUGCCCGGCCUUACUUUUACUUCAUUUUAAUAUCAAUUGCACAAUGUAAUUUGUUUUUUGUUAUGUUUUAGUCAUUGACAUUCAAUAUUUAGUUUUAAUUUUUUAGCUCUAUGUUGUUUCUUUAAAGCGUCAGUAUCGUGUAUCAUACAAAAUUUGUAUCAAGGUAUGUAAUUCACAGUAAAAGUUCUUUUCCAAAGGGAUGGGUGAGUGCUUGACAUCACAAAGGUAUUGAACAUAAAAAGCUCAGUCUAAUCUAUUAUGUAUUCUUUCUUAUUCUACGUAUGUUUGAAUUUUGCUUAUUUUGAUAACGAAGUUGCAUAAAACGUACCCGACAGUGUGAAACAGCAAGUGCAAAUCCGUAAUAUAUCCUUUUUGUUAUUAGCCAUUUGGUAGAAACUGAUUAAGAACGUUUAAAUUAAUUUUGUUUUUAAUCAGGAAUUUGAAAUCUAUCCGGGAUCACCAUAUUUUUGUAUUUGUUUCAAUAAUUAAUAAAUAAAGUUUAUGUUAAACAAGGUAGCUAAUACUAAAUAGUUUAUACAUCCAAUUUGAUAAUAAAUGGUUUAUACAUUAUUCGAGAACAAUUGAAUUAUCCCCUCCAACAUUUAUAUGAAAUCUCUUUGCUCUUUACAUUUUUAUAAAGUUAAACUAGUCAUACCUUUUGGGGAAAUUGAUAAGUUUUAUCCAAGUUUGGCAAAUAUAAAAUACCCCUAGUCCAACAGGGGGAAUUUUUAAAUUUUAAAAAUUCCCAGGGGGGAAUUGGAAAAAUUUAAAUUCUCACUUAGUACAAUUCACCGAAAACCGUUUAGGUUUAUCUGGAUGGUGUAAAUCAGCCAGAAGUGAAUCCUUCCAAGGACUUAAAACUCUUACUUGAGAUGUUACAACUAGAAUUACUUAUUCAAUUAAAAUAUUGUGACAGUCAGUUAAAACGUGUGAAACCACUAAAUAAAAUAACUUUUAAUAUAUACCGGAACUUGGAAUAAUAUAAACCGAACUGUUGCGUUGGCUCUCUUUACCAUAACCUAAUGCUAGCUUUAAGUGCUUUUUUUCGUUUAGUUUCUUUUAACUUAUCCUUCGCCAUUUAAAUUCCCAGAAUAUGCAAUCUGACUACUUAAACUGUAAGCAUUUAGUUUCAUUUGAAUUAUGAUUGGUUUUCAUGUUUCGAAUUGACUAGAACAUGUGGUAGAAGGAAUGCCCAUUUAAUGUAAACUACUUUGCUAUUCAAAAUACUUAUUCCCGUUAUUUGUGAAUCCUUACGCCAUGUUUAACGAAGCAGUGCUUCGCCCCACUGUUGCCGGCCAACGAUUUUAGCAAUAAUUUACAUCUAAUAAAUAGUUUUAUAUGCUGGACUUGUUGUCUCUGUUAAUUGCAGCUGGCCUCCAGUAUUCCUCGAAAAUAGGCUGAAAGGACUGAAACUCAUUUAGACUUAGGCUAGAAUCAAAACCACCAAAAUCUGAAUAUGAAAUAAAAAUUUGUAAGUUGGCUUAGUAUACAAAAUAUUUUCAGACGCAUUCAGUCUCCACAUUAUCCAGUAGGGGUACACAUUCCUGGUACUGACAUCUGUGUCAAGUUCGUGCCUUUUUAUGCUGUUAUUUUACAACUGUUAAUUACAGGGUGAUUAAAAAUUAAUGCAACCAUGUUAAAUUCAUCGAUAUCAUUUUACAUUUUUUUACAUACAUAUCCAAAAUGGUUUCAAUUUCACCUACAAAAAUUAACAAGUUAACACUAGUAACAGAGUAAAACCCCGUGAUAACAAUUUUCCAAAAACAUUUAAGAAUUAACACAAAUCAUCUUGUCAGAGGACAAAAAAGCUAUUGCAGCUUUACUACAGAUUACAUUAAUUUUUUAUCACCCUGUUUAAUUUUAAAGUUAAGAGUGUCUCAGAAGAGUUUUAAUUGUAACUCGGAAAACCCAAAGCAUUUUGGUUUUCUCAAAGGAAUUAACAAAAUUGUGUUAUUAUAUCAUUAUUUUAAUUUGAUUAUGUAAUUAACAACCAAUCAGUCAAAGGAAGCUUUGCAUAAGCUAUUCGUCAAUUUUAUGUAUAAUUCUUACAUAAAUAAAUUCUUGUUCAAUAUAUGUUGUAUUAUGAAUUGUAAUGUAAAUUUUAAUAAAAAAAUGCUUGUUAUUCCUUACAAAUACUAUUAACAAUAGAAACAACUCCAAUCAAUAUUGCUGAUCUGUAUCGUCACCAAAUAAUUUUUACAAUUACAAUGUAUCACCAUCAAAUGCCUGAUCAUUAAGUACAAUCUUAGAGUGACAUAUAUCUUGUUCAGUUUUUUGUUUUAUGCAUUUUGUUGUUAUUCAGCCAGAUUGAUGUAGAGUAUAAACACGUUUGGUGUCCGACGUGCUGUGACAUGAUCAAAAGCUGGGUUUGUCAUGUUUUGAUUCUUACAAAAAGUCAAUCUUGCCUAUCCCUUAUGCUUAGUUUUCUCUUUAAAAUGAUAUUCUUAAUAUUUUACGUUUCAUUGAGGAUUAAUAAUUGUUAUCUAAUCUCCUUUAUGCAAUAAUAAUCAUACUUUCAUUAGCAUCGUUACUUUUGUUACCUUUAAGUUUUACGAUUUUAAUGUCAGAUAAUGUAAUACCGUUUUUGUAAAUAUUCUGAAUCUUCAGAGAUCAUGUACUGAUGAAAAAGAUCAUUUCAACGAUUCCCAGUGGCUGGGAAAUAGACAGCAAGGUUUGGUUAGAUGAGAUGAAAUUGGUAUCUCACAAAUAGUGUUUGGAUUUCUUGUUCUUGUUGAUAACAAUUUUAAUUUUGUACAAUAACUUAUUCCUCUAUUAAAAGUUAUCAAUUUGUGA